AGGACUUCCGGGCGGAGACAACUUUUUUUUUCGGAGAAAAAGGCGCUAAGCGGCGGCUGAGUCAGCAGGGUAGCUGAGAGCUCCCGUCCCCCAGUCCAGGCGUCAAGCUCGCCGCGCGGUCAUCAACCAUCAACCACCCACCUUAUCAUUUCCUUCCUUCACCUUCACUCGCCUUAGCCCUUCUCUUUAUUUGUUGGAACCGUGUUUUGUAUUGCUGCAAAUAUGGAGAUUCUCUUGGGCAUCACUGGUAAGGACUUCGUCAUUGUGGCCGCAUCCAAGGCCAUAAUGCGAGGCCCUACGAUCAUCAAAGCCGAGGACGACAAGACGCGGCAGCUCAACAAGAACACAUUGAUGGCGUUCAGCGGAGAAGCUGGUGACACCGUGCAAUUCGCCGAGUUCAUCCAAGCCAAUACUCAGCUGUAUUCGAUGCGCAACGAUACGGAGCUCAGCCCUGCCGCCGUUGCCAACUUUGUCCGAGGAGAGCUGGCCCGCAGCUUGCGAUCACGAAGCCCCUACACAGUCAACUUGCUCCUUGGAGGCAUAGAUCCAACCACAGAGAAACCUCAUCUAUACUGGAUUGACUAUCUGGCUUCCCUCGCUUCCGUACCAUACGCUGCUCACGGAUAUGCCCAAUACUACUGCCUUUCGCUUUUGGACAAACACCAUAACCCCAACAUCGAUCUGGAGCAAGGCAUGAAGCUUCUCGGAAUGUGCACAGAUGAGCUCAAGCGGCGGUUGCCGAUCGAUUACAAGGGCGUUCUCGUAAAGGUUAUCACUAAAGAUGGGGUGAAAGAAGUUGACUACGACAACGACAAGAUCGUUCGGAGUGCUUAAUGGACGACAUGCUUAGGUGUUUGUUGUAUCAUAUCCUAUGACGUUUUACCCUUGAUGACAGGAUAACUUGCAAUUUGUCGGCGUAUUCAAGCCGUAGGCAUGGGAACGUCCACCUGGAAUCUGGGCUCCAUAAUUUUAAAAACCCCUUAAUAAUAAUCUUUGUAAACUCCAGCUUGAGAGCAUCAGCAGAUAGCGCAAUAGU
This is a messenger RNA of Penicillium brasilianum, 1036 nucleotides long. The record is from the annotation of a GenBank genome assembly. NCBI's taxonomy places the organism in Eukaryota, Fungi, Ascomycota, Eurotiomycetes, Eurotiales, Aspergillaceae.